Molecule: messenger RNA, 651 nt
Organism: Vicia faba (fava bean)
Lineage: Eukaryota; Viridiplantae; Streptophyta; Magnoliopsida; Fabales; Fabaceae
Source: the annotation of a GenBank genome assembly
AUGACCCUCUUUCUCACCACCAUCAUCCUUGCGUACGGCAUAUACUGCUGCAGUGGAGAAACAGUCAUAGAGUCAACACAACAAUCUGAUUCAGUGGUUUGGAUCAUUCAGCUUUCCGAUCUUCAUUUCAGCGUUCAUCAUCCAAACAGAGCCCAAGACUUCACAAAACUUAUCAAACACCAAUUGGUUCAACCUCCUCUACUCUAUGUCAGUCCGAUUCAAUCCUCCAACAACAGUGUUACUCCCUCUGUUCUUUCUCUGGCUUUAACAUUUUCGUUGCAGGUUUUGAUACUAGAUGAGGCUGACCGUAUUCUUGACAGUGGAUUCAAGAGGACACUAAAUGAAAUCAUCUCACAGUUACCAAAACGUAGGCAGACUAUGCUUUUCUCAUCAACUCAAAUGAAGUCAGUUCAAGAUCUUGCAAGAUUAAGUUUGAAGGACCCAGAGUAUCUGAGUGUACACAGAGAGUCUGUGGCUGCCACCCCUUCUCUCUUGAAGCAAAUUGUGAUGAUUGUUCCUCUGGAUCAAAAGUUAGAUAUGCUGUGGACUUUCAUAAAGACUCAUCUACAGUUCAAAACAAUUGUCUUUCUAUCAAGUUGUAAACAGAUUCUAAACCUCGAGCCGCUAUUCACCGUCGCAUCGCUGUCGUAA